Messenger RNA from Eruca vesicaria subsp. sativa (arugula), 1236 nucleotides. The record is from the annotation of a GenBank genome assembly. NCBI's taxonomy places the organism in Eukaryota, Viridiplantae, Streptophyta, Magnoliopsida, Brassicales, Brassicaceae.
AUGGAUCAUAAACUGGCCACCGCCGAGAAAGAUGUGUUGGAAGAGUUGGUGAGGGAAGUGAAUCUUCGAGGUCUACGAGGAGAACAAGGAGGAUGGAUGGAAUUUUUAGCUGUUUGCAAUCAAAAAGAUAUAGCACCACAUAACCUUUCGUUGGUUCCCCGUGACGUGUUGGUCGCUUUUCUCACAAGUUUUAAGAAGAAAGAGGAAUUUCAGACUCUGCGAUGUCGUGCCAACCGUCUCCUAGUUGAAAUGUUGAAACAAGAGUCUCCUGAAAAUGAUACUCCUGAGCAGAUGCUUAUUCGAUUGACCAUGAAGCAUCGGGAGUUCUCGCUAGACUAUUCUUUCCCGUCACUCUCCAAUGACUGGUUAGUAUCCGAUAUUGGAAUGAAGUCGUCGACUGUGAUGAAAUCAACCGACAUGAUAGCUGUUGACUGUGAGAUGGUUCUUUGUGGAGAUGGUUCUGAAGGUCUGGUUAGAGUUGGCGCUGUAGACCGUCAUGGAAAGGUGUUUCUUGACCAAUUUGUGAAACCGGACAAACCUAUUGUUGACUAUAGGACAGCCAUUACCGGAGUUACUGCAAAUGAUAUUGAGAAAGUUACUCUCUCGGUGGCAGAUAUUCAGAGAGAACUUCAGCCCCAUCUUUCUAAUGGUGCCAUUUUAGUUGGUCACAGUCUGAACAAAGACAUGAAAGUGUUGAAGAUAGAUCAUCCUAAAGUAAUCGAUACAGCUCUCGUGUUUAAAUUUUCAAAUGCAAGAAAUUCAAGAAAACCUUCACUUAAUGACCUUUACAAGGCGGUUUUUGGCAAGGAAGUCCGAAAGGAAGGUGUUUCUCAUAAUUGUGUACACGACGCAGAAGCCUCGAUGAAUAUUGCACUUGCUUUUAUUAAGAAACCAUUUGACACAACAAUUACCCCAACAAAAGAGAUGCUGGAGGCUGAGAAAUCAAGGCUCUUUAUUCAUAGAAUCCCUUCCUAUGUGUCUUCUGAGAAACUGAACACUGUUCUCGCUGGAGAGUUUCGUUUAAGAAACUUUAAGCUUGACGUCAAGUCAGCAAAAACUCUGGGAGGUAACUAUUGCGCAAUUGUUGUCUUUGAUAGUUCUAAAGAAGCUGAUCAAGCAUUCGAAAACGUUAAUGGAUACAGAGAGAGGGAUUCAUUUGGUUUGCCACAGAAACUGUCUACCUUGAAGCUGAGUUCGGGAUUAAGUGCAACAUGUUAUGUGCGCAAAAUGGUUUAA